Messenger RNA from Aegilops tauschii subsp. strangulata, 1667 nucleotides. Its product is annotated as putative disease resistance protein RGA1. Gene Ontology annotation, molecular function: ADP binding. Lineage: Eukaryota; Viridiplantae; Streptophyta; Magnoliopsida; Poales; Poaceae. The record is from RefSeq and is a predicted model, not a curated record.
AUUUGCCUAUCAACACCAUCCCCACUCCAUCGUUGACAACAGGCAAAGAGAGCUCGUUGUAGGAGCAAAGGAGUAGCCAUGGCCCAAGCCCUCGUCCAGAGGGCAUGCGCGAAGCUCAGAUCCGCGCUAGGAGAUGAAGCCGUGGUGCGUUUGAACUUUCCCGCUGACCUGCGUGAUAUGUUGGAGGCGCUGGAGGCCAUUCAGCCGGUGCUGGACGAAGCCGAGAUGCGGCUGUUGAGGGAUGAAUGGGUGGCGCGUUGGCUGCAGCGUGCUUUGAGCGUCGCCUACAAGACCAUAGACAUUGUGGAUGACCUGCAGGACUUGAGAUCACAGGCUGCUGCAACGAUGACAAGGAUGCUGCCCCGCCUUGCCAUCAUUAAGAAUGCCAUGGCCAUCCAGGUGCAGCAGACGAAACAACUAGUGAUGUCGCUACAGGAGGAGUCAGAAUAUAUAAGAGAAAGGACGACCAUAUUCCAGGAAAUUAUUGCGAAACGAGAAACGGGACCAGUUUUGGAGGAAGCAAUGAUUUUGGGAAGAGGACCAGAUAAAGAGAGGAUAAUAGCCGCACUGCUAUCUACUGAGCCCAACAUCAUGCAAGAGCACAUCACCAUUCUUCCCAUCUUUGGGCUUGCAGGCAUCGGCAAGACAACGUUGGCACAAAUGGUUUUUAACGAUACCCACUCCCUCCACGGCUAUGACUUUCGGGUAUGGGUUCAUGUGUCUCCCCAGUUCGACUUCCAUACAAUAGGCAAGUCCAUUAUUUGUAACGUGUCAGGAAGAGGAAAAGAAGAUAUCAACUAUGCUUCUUCAGACAUGGAAGGGAUGGAGAGUAUAAUGAAGCGCCUUCACAUGCUACUUGAUGGUAAGGAGGUGCUCCUUGUUUUGGAUGACCUGUGGGAGGAGGACCCCAUUCAAUUGCAACUUUUGAAGUCCAUGUUAAUUUUUUUGGGAGACAAGAUGGACGUAAUAGUAACCACAUGCAACCAAGCCAUCGCCAGGAAGAUCUGGACCGUUGAGCCGUACAAGCUAAAUCCGCUCAGUGAUGAAACAUGCUGGGAAAUAAUCAAGAAAUCAAUCCGUUCUGAAGCAGGAGAAGAAGAGUUGGAGAAGAUUGGACGGAAGAUCGCAAGCAAGUGCUUGGGUUUGCCAUCAGCAGCUCGAAAAUAUGCACGCAUGCUAGAUUCUUCCCGAGAUGCUAUAACAUGGAGAGAAACCAUGGAAACGAAUAUCUGGUCUAUUAUUAUGAACUACAAGUCAACAACUUUCGAGCUAAGCUACAGGAGUAUGCCACCAGAUUUGAGGCUAUACUUUGCUUAUUGUUGUCAAAUCUUCCCAAGCGGGCAGAGUAUAGUCAAAGAUGACCUGGUUCAUCAAUGGAUUGCUCUUCAGCUCGUUGAGCCAUCAGAAAUAUUAUCUGCCACACAGAUAGCUGAGGAGCAUAUUUCCAGGCUUCAGGACUUGUCAUUCCUUCAAACUGCAGAGCUGGACCACGCCAGUGGAAAAAAUGAUAAGGGUGCAAUCUUGUUCACUAUGCACAAUCUGCUGCAUGGCAUCGCGACAACGUUCCUACGAAAUGACAGCUACUCCCUCCGUAAACUAAUAUAAAAGCGUUUAGAUCACUACUUUAGUAAUCUAAAUGCUCUUAUAUUAGUUUAUAGAGGGAGUAC